GGGUGACAUUUAGAGAACGCUGCAGCUCUGCGAGGAAGAGCGCAGACGAGGUAUGAAUCUGCAAGUACCAAAAGCUGAAGCAAAAACUGGCGGCAAAGCUCCCCUCAGAGCCGCAGCUCCUGGUUCUCCACACAAGGGCCCCCCGAAAUUCAAGCAGAGGAGCACCCGCCAGUUCAAGAGCAAGCCCCCCAAGAGGGGGGUCAUCGGUUUUGGGGAAGAAAUCCCCGGAAUGGAAGGACUCGGUACUGACAUCACAGUGAUCUGCCCGUGGGAAGCAUACAGUCAUCUAGAGCUACAUGAGCUAGCUCAGUACGGCAUCAUUUGAAAUUCUUUAUUGUGAAAUUAUUAGUUUUUUAUUGAUACAGCUG
This is a messenger RNA of Nematolebias whitei (Rio pearlfish), 368 nucleotides long. It is a transcript of the gene pde6ga, whose product is annotated as phosphodiesterase 6G, cGMP-specific, rod, gamma, paralog a. Gene Ontology annotation, biological process: positive regulation of G protein-coupled receptor signaling pathway; visual perception; positive regulation of epidermal growth factor receptor signaling pathway. The transcript has 4 exons. Lineage: Eukaryota; Metazoa; Chordata; Actinopteri; Cyprinodontiformes; Rivulidae. The record is from RefSeq and is a predicted model, not a curated record. Gene Ontology annotation, molecular function: 3',5'-cyclic-nucleotide phosphodiesterase activity; cGMP binding. Gene Ontology annotation, cellular component: photoreceptor outer segment membrane. Bases 53 to 325 code for a protein of 90 amino acids.